Magnusiomyces paraingens is the source of this 336-nucleotide messenger RNA. RefSeq lists its product as uncharacterized. The coding region runs from base 1 to 336 and encodes 111 amino acids. The record is from RefSeq and is a predicted model, not a curated record. Lineage: Eukaryota; Fungi; Ascomycota; Dipodascomycetes; Dipodascales; Dipodascaceae. The transcript has a single exon.
AUGUCUAAUCACGGAAACACUACAGGAGUCAAUGAAGGACCCUCAUCCUUCGAGUCAGCCAGCACUGGAAGUUCUGUUGCCCACUCAACAUCUGAGACCCAUUCAAAGAACAACGCCAGCUCUUAUGAGACAUUCGCCGAUCUCCCUGUUCAUCGUCAAAUUGAUCUCGCUGACCGUUCUGGAUUUACCGUUAGACAAUUAACCAUUGCCAACGUGCCAGUUUGUUCCGAAGGAUGUGAAGCUGAAUUAAAAGUCUUAGCAGACUUGACAGCUUACAUUAGAAACUCAAACUUCAAAGCUAGUCCUCCCCCAUCUCAAAAAAAUUUGCUUAUUUAA